This is a messenger RNA of Penicillium malachiteum, 1947 nucleotides long. RefSeq names its product putative CorA family metal ion transporter. The coding region runs from base 1 to 1947 and encodes 648 amino acids. Gene Ontology annotation, cellular component: membrane. The record is from RefSeq and is a predicted model, not a curated record. Lineage: Eukaryota; Fungi; Ascomycota; Eurotiomycetes; Eurotiales; Aspergillaceae. Gene Ontology annotation, biological process: transmembrane transport; metal ion transport. Gene Ontology annotation, molecular function: magnesium ion binding; cobalt ion transmembrane transporter activity; cobalt ion binding. The transcript is spliced from 5 exons.
AUGAGCGUCCAUUCCCUUGAUUAUGCGCAGCCACAUACCAUGCGACUCGAACCCCUUCCAAACCUAGACCUCGAAGCCGGCGACCAAUCGCCUUCCUCCCCAUUCACACAAAUUCCUCCCAUAGGAAAAGAUGCAAGAGAGGGAUCCAUCGUGGACGUGUCCGCGACAACUGCGACCCGAGUCAAUUCCACCGACACAGCGAGACGUCGCAUGCGACGAUCCAACACAGCGCGUUCAUAUCGCCCAGAAGGCUUUGCGCCCGACUCAACAUGGCAACCGGGAACAGAACCUGGUAUCGAUCCAACAAAACCCCUACCACCAUACACCUCAGAAUGGACUUCCAAUGCGCCCGUAAACCUACACCAAGAGUGCGAGAUCACUGUGGUGGACUUUUCGCAGCACGAGAUGCGACAAUAUGGACUGGAUAAUAAAACACUAGAACCGUUUCUGUCCCGGGAGCGAGAGCCAUGGGUACAAUGUCGUUGGAUUAAUGUGAACGGAUUAAGUUGGGAUGUGAUCAAGAUUCUCGGAAACCACAAGAAACUGCAUAGACUGGCGAUCGAAGAUCUGAUUCAUACCACGAAUCGGACAAAGGCCGACUGGUAUUCCGAUCAUGCAUUUGUUGUUUUGACGUUGCAGAAGCUGGUUAAACUCCAGCAGGAAGAUAAAAGUGACUCCGAGGAUGAUGAAGUCCCUGUUGGUAAGUUCAGAGAAAGGAGUUCAUCUAUCGCAAGUGAUAAAAGCUCAAUAUCUAUUAAACGAGCCACCAAGCGACGGGUCAUUCUGGAUGCGCUCAAGGAUAUCUUCCGGUCUAAACGACCACCAAGCCGGCAUGGCAAAGACAAAGCCACAGUAGGGGCUAGUGUUCGCCCUGGACCUCGCAGACCAUCUUCCAAGCAUACGUCUCAGUUCGGUGAUCUGUCUGUAACAAAAGGUGCCACCGCGCGAACCCUACAACGUUAUCGGGGAGGUCCGAACGAGGGCCGAAUCGAGUUCAUGGAACGUCACGCUGUGCUGGCUGCGAAGAAUCUAUGUGUGACCUUAGAACAGGUCUCGAUCUUCCUACAUGCCGACAACACAGUGACAUCAUUUUUUGAAACAAGUGCCGAUGAUAUAGAAGCUCCGAUUGUACGGCGUCUCAGCUCACCGGAGACGAUCUUGCGACAGUCAUGCGAUGCCAGUAUGCUGCUACAAGCUAUCAUCGAUGCCAUUAUCGAUCUCGCGAUUCCAGUAACCAUGGCCUAUCAAGACGCUAUAGGUGACCUGGAGCUUGAGGUUUUGACUGACCCAGAUAUCGACCAAUCAAAGAGUCUGUACAUCCUCACUUCUGAAAUUGCCGUGCUCCGCAAUUCUAUGCAGCCUAUCGUUGCUGUAAUCAAUGCACUUCGUGAUCAUCGGUCCCAGCCCGUUGGCACACCUGGACUCGGGAUUAUGCGUCAAAGUACUAGUACUCAAUCUACAAUGAUGGGUGAGGAUUCGUCGGAUUCUCAGGAUCAAUUGGAAGUUGCGCCUCCAAACCUCAAGAGCUCGAUGGGCUCAAGUGUGACGAUAAGCUCCAUGUGCCAUACUUACCUCGGAGAUGUAUUGGAUCAUUGUAUUACUAUUGUUGAAGGCUACGAUCAAAUGAGACGAGCUGCAGACAACAUGAUUGACCUAAUCUUUAAUACCAUCGGUGCCUACCAAAAUGAGAGUAUGAAGCAACUGACAAUAGUCACUUGUCUUUAUCUCCCAAUGACCUUCUUGACUGGCUAUUUUGGAAUGAAUUUCAAUGACUUUGCUGGUAUUAACAACAGCGAUUCCUACUUUUGGAAGAUCGCAAUUCCUUUCGUCUUUGUUACAACUUGCUUGCUGAUGCGAGACAAGAUCCAACGUUACGCCGUCAUGCUUGCCCAGAAGCGGCUUAUCACGAGCUCCAAAAAGCAACGCCAGGAGCACAGUGUGCGGUAA